Molecule: messenger RNA, 246 nt
Organism: Closterium sp. NIES-65
Lineage: Eukaryota; Viridiplantae; Streptophyta; Zygnematophyceae; Desmidiales; Closteriaceae
Source: the annotation of a GenBank genome assembly
AUGGUGGAGGUGUUGGUUGAGGCAGUGGAGGGGAUGGGGGUGGUGGAGGGAGUGGUGGCGGGGGUGGCGGCGGCGGUGGCAGCAGUGGCGGCGGAGGAGGCGGCGGUGGUGGCGGAGGGAGCGGAGGCGGCGGAGGUGGCGGAGGCGGCGGAGGUGGUGGAGGCAGCAGAGGUGGCAGCGGCGGCAGCGGUGGAGCUGGUCGCGACUCUGCGCAGAGGAGUGGGUCCGGUGGUGUGUCCCACGUAG